Messenger RNA from Lutra lutra (Eurasian river otter), 2790 nucleotides. It is a transcript of the gene PDSS2, whose product is annotated as decaprenyl diphosphate synthase subunit 2. Lineage: Eukaryota; Metazoa; Chordata; Mammalia; Carnivora; Mustelidae. Gene Ontology annotation, molecular function: prenyltransferase activity. Bases 270 to 1340 code for a protein of 356 amino acids. Gene Ontology annotation, biological process: isoprenoid biosynthetic process; ubiquinone biosynthetic process. The transcript has 8 exons. Gene Ontology annotation, cellular component: transferase complex; mitochondrion. The record is from RefSeq and is a predicted model, not a curated record.
AAUAUGGCAUCCCCCAUUUAGGAGGCGGCCGUGGUUUCUAUCCAGAUAGCCGGGGCAGUGCUGAGCUCCGGCAGUUGACUGUGUAACCCGAAGCGCCGAAAGCUGCAGUUAAAGUGCUUUUCUGGUCACGAUUCCAGGAACUCACCCUUCUCUGAGGGUCAGGAGUUGCCGCUUUCUUCUAGUUCCUGCAAGUUCAUCCUCUGCCCCUGGUUUGUUCCUUGAGCCACCUCCGGACACCCCCAAGUCCCUGACAUUUCCAGACUCAAACUAUGAGCCUUCGGCAGCUGCUGUUGCGCUUGCCCCGUUUUCUCGGGGUGUCGGGUUCCCCGCGUCGCUGGUGGUGGUCCCCGUCCCUCGAUACCAUCUCCUCGGUGGGCUCCUGGCGUGGUCAGUCCUCCAGGUCCCCGGGCCACUGGAACCAAGUGGUGUCAGAGGCAGAGAAGAUCGUGGGCUAUCCCACGUCUUUCAUGAGCCUCCGCUGCCUGUUGAGCGACGAGCUCAGCAACAUCGCUAUGCAGGUGCGGAAGCUGGUGGGGACUCAGCACCCUCUGCUUACCACGGCCAGGGGGCUCGUACACGAUAGCCGGCAUAACCUCCAGUUGCGGGGCUUGGUGGUGCUACUUAUUUCUAAAGCAGCUGGGCCCAGCAGCACGAAUGCUUCGUGUCAGAACUAUGACAUGGUCAGUGGGAUCUAUUCAUGUCAAAGAAGUUUGGCAGAGAUCACAGAACUUAUCCAUACUGCUCUCCUCGUGCAUCGUGGCAUAGUAAAUUUAAAUGAGCUGCAAUCUUCUGAUGGACCACUGAAAGACAUGCAAUUUGGAAAUAAAAUAGCUAUCCUGAGUGGAGACUUUCUUCUAGCAAAUGCCUGCAAUGGACUAGCGUUGCUACAGAACACCAAGGUUGUGGAACUUAUAGCAAGUGCUCUUAUGGACUUGGUACAAGGGGUAUACCAUGAAAAUUCUACUUCAGCAAAGGAAAAUCUUAUCACAAAAGAUAUUGGAAUAUCGGCUUGGAAGAAGCAGGCUUUUCUCUCCCAUGGAGCCUUAUUAGCAAAGAGCUGCCAGGCCGCCAUGGAAUUAGCAAAGCAUGAUGCUGACGUUCAGGAUGUGGCAUUUCAGUACGGGAAGCACGUGGCCAUGAGUCAUAAGAUAAAUUCUGAUCUCCAGCCUUUUAUUAAAGAAAAGACCAGUGACUCCGUGGCUUUUAAUCUAAACUCAGCUCCCGUAGUCUUACAUCAGGAGUUUCUUGGAAGAGAUUUGUGGAUUAAGCAGAUUGGAGAGGCUCGAGAGAAAGGAAGAUUAGACUAUGCUAAGGAAGAGCACCGAUCCUGGAGGAGCUGAACUGCCUUUCCUGAAAUGGCAAGGUGGCAGUGCCACCUCUUUUUUCAAACAGAAUUACUGAGAUAAUGGUCGAGAUUACAAGAACUGCAGCAUUGGCUAGUGAUGUGUAAGAUGCUACUAAAGCUUUUGGCCAAGUGGAUCCUGUCUCUUCCCCACAAAUCUGAUUUGCUGGCUUGAUGAAAGAUAUUAUCUAUUCACCGGAUCAUAACAAAGCCGGAGGUGGACCGCUAAAGACAGAUUCCUGCAUAGUGCGAUGGUGCCCCCUGUAGAAGGUCUCCCAGUCCUAGGUCUAAGGAAAUUACACUCACCUUUAUCUUGGAUUCAGCUAAAAAGACGUGUGCUCCUCCUUAAAAAGGUUGUAGGCCUUUCUACGUGCUAUGAUCUCUGUGCGAUGCCUACCCUAGUACACGUCUCUCAUUGUGCACUCUGCUCAAGACACACAAAACACUUUGAUCAGAUGGCUCUAUCAAAUUCUAUCUUUGAAUCCCUUCGUUUUAUGGAGAAGAGAUCAAAUAACCUCACAGUGCCCACACCGUUGCUAUCUCACAGAGUCAUGAUUCUGUCCAGGUUCGCUGACUCCGCGGGAUCUACUCUUUACCACCAUACAGCUUCUCGGAGGACUUAGACCUACUGUGAAGCAAGCAAGGGAGAAUGUGAAUGCAGGCUCUGGUUUCAUGAACAUCCGGGAGAUGUGAUGCCUCACUCUAUAGUCCAACAUCGUUCUUGUCUCAGAAAUAGUGAUUAUCUAGUAAAUGACUGUCUUACAAUUUAUGUUUGCUGAUCUAGUGCAAUAAUUAUGGGGAUUUUUUUUUAACUGGCAAGCACUCUUCACUCUUCAAAGAAAGGUUUAUGGAUAUAAACAUUUAAAAUGACUUCUCGUUACCAUUCUCUUGAGGGAGGCAAGGAUCUAUGUUAACAAAUACACCUUCCGUAACUCCGUAUCGUAGAGAUCUCCUUCUGGAAGAAGUGUUCAUCCCACAGGUGUGGGAUGAAUAGUUACAUGGCACAGACAGUAACUGGUUCCUGCAUUUGCCCUCAGUCUGAUGUAACCUGCCUGGAAGAUAACGUCACCGUUGUAACUCUCAGUAGAUAGAGUCUUUCUGUUGUUGGACACGGACUUUAGUGAUGGAAGUCUUAGAUGUGUUUAAGCUCAUGUUGUAUCAGGAUACAUGUUAGGAUAUUAGAAAUCUAGGGUCAUGUAGACAGCAGUGGUAGUGAUAGUAGUUUUGAGGCAAGUGAUCCCCAGUUACCAGCAUCCAAAUGCUAAAGCAGACAAAAAAUUGAGACAUAAGGAGGAAUUAAGAAAUGGAUACGUAAGAAAUGUACGCACGUACUUUAUGUGUUCCACAAAUAACCCCCAGGACUGUCACAUUCCUACAUGACCUGAUUGCUCUCAUCCCACAAUAUUCUUUUUUUUUUUUUAAUUUUAUUUAUUUAUUUGACAGAGAGA